AUGUCGCAAGCAACCGAUACCGGUUACCUUUCACUUGAAGAACUUCCACCACACGUAAUUUCUUUUCUUUCGGAUUAUCCUCCUUCUGAAAGAUGUCGUGUUGCGAAGAAACUUUUAGUGUAUGCUGUUAGCAAACUAGAGCAAAAGUCGGAAAAGCAACAAAACCCAACAAGGCAAUAUUACCAGCUACCCACUUGGUGGUCUCCUGAAAAUAAUAAAGAAAACAGAGAAAACAAAAAAAAUGAUAAAAAGCAUUCAAAAUUACCAAAUGAGGAGCAGCUUCCGAGAAGGAUGAUUGACGAAAUUACUCAGACAUCUGAUGUUUAUAUUCGUGCACCUGAAAAGGUGCCCAAAGGGAAAGGCACAAUUAAGUCGAAUGGUUCAGAAUUUGAAAAGAAAAGAUUUAUACCAAUCAGCUCGUCACCAGAAACUUCAAACCAUGAUAUUAUACUAUCAGAAAAUGAAAGUAACAUUAAAUAUUAUAAUAUGCACAACAAGGACCCUUUCUUUGUUGCUUCAACAAAAAGACCAACAACAUAUGAACAUUUACAUUUGAAGAAGUCACAACAAAUGCAUAGAAUUUUAGAAUUUUAUUCAGGAAUUGGUGGGAUGCAUUAUGCCUUUCAAUUAUCAAACAAUUCAGGUGAAUUCCUUGCAGCAUUUGAUAUCAAUACGGUAGCGAAUUCGGUAUAUAAACAUAAUCUCGAAAAGUUCAAGAAAAAAUCAAUCGUACAACAGAAAAGUAUAGAAUCAUUGUCAAUAAGUUAUUAUGAUUCGUUUAACGCGAAUGUAUGGUUGAUGUCACCACCAUGUCAACCAUAUACUAGAACAGGUUUACAUAAAGGUUCAUCUGAUCUACGGGCAAAAUCUUUUCUUUUUUUGAUUGAUAUGUUGUCAAAGAUGUCUACACCUCCUACUUAUAUUUUGAUUGAAAAUGUUAAAGGAUUCGAAGAAUCUGAUACUAGAAAUACCCUUGUAACUCAAUUAAAAAAUUGUAAUUAUAAUUAUCAAGAACUUUUUAUUACACCACUUCAAUUAGGAAUCCCGAAUUCAAGAUCAAGAUAUUACAUGCUGGCAAAGAAACAACCGCUUAUCUUCAAAGAAUCAGAUCAUUUAAAGAUUUUAUGCCAUAUUCCUUGCUCUUCAUACAAUCAAUCAUUAACUUCUGAAUUAAUUAUUAAACCUAUUGGUGAUUUCUUACAAGAUGAUGUGAAUUACGAGAAAUAUUCCGUUCCUAACGAGACUUUGAUUAAAUAUGGAAAGUUAUUUGAUAUAGUUAAACCAACUUCGCGUCGUAGUUGCUGCUUUACCAAAGGAUAUUAUCAUUAUGUAGAGACAACAGGCUCAAUCAUACAAUUAUCUGAUGAUUUAAACUCAGAUAAAGUUUUCAAUAAAGUUGAACGAAAAGGUUCAAUUUUGGAACAAGAAAACAUUGAUUUGAUUCCACAAUUAAAGUUGAGAUAUUUCACAGAAAAUGAAGUUGCUUCAAUUAUGGGAUUUCCGAAAGAAUUUUCAUUCCCCGAUGAUAUUACUUUAAAACAAAGAUAUCGAGUCUUGGGGAAUAGCAUUAACGUUAUAGUUGUGUCCGAAUUAAUUAAAUAUUUAUUUUUGGAUUAA
Funneliformis geosporum is the source of this 1617-nucleotide messenger RNA. NCBI's taxonomy places the organism in Eukaryota, Fungi, Glomeromycota, Glomeromycetes, Glomerales, Glomeraceae. The record is from the annotation of a GenBank genome assembly.